Molecule: messenger RNA, 7796 nt
Organism: Macrobrachium nipponense
Lineage: Eukaryota; Metazoa; Arthropoda; Malacostraca; Decapoda; Palaemonidae
Product: mitochondrial 2-oxodicarboxylate carrier-like
Exons: 9
Coding region: 294-1199 (301 amino acids)
Source: RefSeq, a predicted model, not a curated record
AAUUAGCACAUUUCUGGAAAGAACCAAAUACGAUAAUUUUACAUUAUUGUUAGAAAGUAGAAAUUCAUGCCCCAGUAACUUACGUUGUAAACCUUGACCGAAGCUGUUCACGUAGGUGGAAGAAAACGCCGUUUUAUUUCAUAUUGACCAGCGUGUUCGGACAGAAGACUCAUAGCAACAAGAGGACUGGCACAGGCAAGAGCCGCAAGACGUCAGAAGCAAGACCGCUCUCCACAAACUUGGAAACAAGUGUAUCAGAACGGUGCUAGUGCAGUAAAUGCUCAAAUUUAAACAUGGCACAACAGAAGAAUACAUUUUCACUUAAGAAUAUGGGUAUCAAUUUAGUAGCUGGUGGCUCUGCAGGCUUCACGGAAAUAUGCAUAAUGCACCCCUUAGAUGUUGUGAAAACAAGGUUCCAGAUCCAGACAACCGGAAAUCCCAGUGAUCCUCAUUACUACACAUCAGUUUAUGAUUGCAUUAGGAAGAUGGCAAGAAAUGAAGGAAUUCUUUCACUCUAUAAGGGAGUUUUACCACCUGUGCUAGUGGAGACUCCCAAAAGAGCAGUCAAGUUUCUUACUUUUGAGAUCUACAAACAGCUGUUCGGUAGUCCCACUCCAGUGACAUUUUUCUUGGCUGGUUUGGGUUCUGGCACAACUGAAGCAAUACUUGUAAAUCCAUUUGAAGUCGUCAAAGUUGCUCAACAGGCAAACAGAGCACAGCAUAAAGUGGCACCGGGAACUUUUGCAGUUGCUCGGGAAAUUAUCAAGACGCAAGGCUUGGGCUUUAGAGGUCUCAACAAAGGAGUAACGGCGACCAUUGGACGUAAUGGUCUUUUCAACUGUGUUUACUUUGGCCUUUUUCAUUCUGUAAAUACAAGGAUAACACAGCCUCAGGAAAAAUGGCAACAAAACCUACAAAAAUUCUUCAUCGGUCUGGUAGCUGGAAUCUUAGGUUGCCUUGUGAACAUACCAUUUGAUGUGGCAAAGAGCCGUAUUCAAGGGCCACAGCCAACUCCAGGCCAGAUAAAAUAUAGAUCAACAUUUGGGUCUAUUGCUACAGUCUACAAAGAAGAAGGGUUCCUUGCCCUGUACAAGGGUUUAGUUCCAAAGGUGCUACGGUUAGGUCCUGGUGCAGGAAUUAUGAUGAUUGUGUACGAAAAUGUUCAAAGCUACCUCGUGAAGAGAUUUCCUGACAAUUGAUCUUUGUAAGUAGUAAUAGCCUUAAACUUAUAGUCAAGGCAGAGUAUGAAGUUUGAAUUUUAAUUUAAAGUUUUUCCAGAGAGUACUUUUUAAAACUAUAUGGUAGGAUUAGUUAUUUGUAUUCAUUUUAAAGGUAUUCUAUCAAAGUAUUUUUUAUACAGAAGGCAACAAGUGAGAAAAUUAUCCACAACGUAGCUGCGAGAAAAAGAAUAUUCCGAUGUUUAAGGUAUAUGGAACUGUUUAACUGUUAAGGUAAUGAACUUACUUUUUAUUAAAGGUGUAUGUAACUUUUAACUUAAUUUAAUAAAUUUUUUUUUAUUAAAGGUAUAUGUAACUGUUAAGUUAAUUAACUGAUUUUUUAUUAAAGGUAUAUGUAACUGUUUCACUGUUAACUGAUAUUUUAUUAAAAGUAUUUGUAAGUUUUUAACUGUCAAGUUAAUGAACUAAAUGUUUUUAAUUAUGGUACGUACCCAGUUAUUGUAUAGCUAAGAGUUUCACUCACCCAGCGGUUAAAUUCCGAAAUUCGCAGAUUGCGCUAGUUUUUGUGUUUUGUUUUGGCCAGGUAACAAGAACCCCACCCACUUUCAGGGUAAGAGAGGAACCACUUGGCAAAGAGCUCAGUUUCUUUCUGCCGGCUGAUGGUUACAGACUAGUCAGCUGCAGUUAAUUCUGGAAUUCUUGACUUUUCCUUUUGUUUCUCAGCAUUUGGUGAAGUAUUAAUUGUGCUGUAUUGGCCGACUCGGCAAUAUUAUUUAGAUUUAGGUUCUUUGAAGAACUAGAUCGAUUUGGACUUGUUUACUGACUUGUCUCACCUUUUUUUCAACAUGUCGGACACUAGUGUGUCCAACAUUAAGUAUUGUGUGAAUGGUUGUAAAACUAGGUUGACCAAGGAAUCUUACGAUACUCAUUCUUUGUCUACAAAGUGCUGUGGACAAGUAUGUUCGGUGAAUGUGAGAUGUAAUGAGUGUCAUGAUUGGGAUUAGAGAACAUGGAGAAACUUAGAAUCUCAUUUAAGAAAAUUAGAUAGAGAAAGGCUUUAGCUAGAGCUAUCGAAAUCACCUGGCCAGGGAACAUCAAAUUCGAAUGCUCCUGUUAUUUCUCUAGCCCCAGUUUCCAGUUCUCUUACUGUACCACCUGCUAAAGUUUCAGGCUCCCACACUUCCGAUCCCAACCUCGUCGCUAGUCUAGAAUAGAAGUUGGAAAAGCGCUUUUCUCUGUUAGUGCAGACCAUGGAGCAACUUGGUUCAUUUGUUAAAGUACUGAUGGAUAAGGCUAAAAGUGACAGUGCAGUGUUAGUUGAGGAGGUGCUGUUCCUCCCAUUGACUCUAUGGAAGUGCACAAUUAGUCCAGUUCCAAAGACUCCUCUUUAUGUCGUCGUCAGUGGCGCUCUAACAGUAAGUCUCGGCCUCUUAAGAGGGCCUCUGUGGACAUAACGUUGCCUCCUGUGGUUCCUGUUAAGAGGUCAAAGGUACUGCGGCCUUCUUGCAGCCAUUGGGGUUCUCUGUAGCAAUUUUCUACUGAGCCCCUCAGAAGUGGAUGCUCCUCCAGCACCCAAGACUCCUCGUAGUUCGACUGCUCCACAAGUCUCAACUGCUCCACAAGUCUCAGUACUGUCAGCUUCUACUCCUGCAGCUCCCAAGGUGCCUGCGAUGUCAGAAACAGUCAAACACCCAGAAUCCUCUACUGUCAACAAGUGCUAGGCAGUGCCCACUUGUGUGGCAUCAGAGCAAGGUGCAGUUGCGCCUGAGCGCCCAUAGGACUCUCUUCAUCCAGUAGCACCCAAGCGCCCAUCGGACUCUUCAUCCAGUAGCGCCCAAGCGCCCAUUGGACUCGCUUCCUCCAGUAGCGCCCAUUGGGCUCUCUUCCUCCAGUAGCACCCAUCGGGCUCUCUUCCUCCUGUAGCGCCCGCGGCUUCUCCAGAAGUGGAUCCUAUUCAGCUGAAACUAGAUAGCAUUCUAGCUUUACUUAAUAAAGCUCCCACGAUGCCUCAAACUCAAACAGUGUCUCAAGCACCCGCUACAGCUCAGGCGCCAGUAGUAGCUAGGACUCUUCAAGCGCCCAUAGGUGCGGAACCUCCCCAGGUGCCCAUAGUAGCUACGAUUUCUCAGACUCCUCUGGAUGCAGAUAUGACGCAAGCUCCUGCAGAUCUUUCUCCCAUUUUGUUGAAAGAGGAAGAGACAGAAGAUCAGGUUACCUCUUCUGCAUAUGUCGCCUUAAUGAAGUUCCUUUUGAAUACUUAUCCUACCUUCUUUUCACCCACCACUCCCUCAUUGCCCACGUCAGCUUUAGUCAUGGAUAUACCUACUCUACUUCUGUUUCUUCCGACAUACCAAAUAUGGUGCCUUCUUCUUCAGCAAAGAAAGCUUUUAAGGAUAUAGAAGUGUGGCUAGUAGAGAAGAGGAAUCAAUGCAGAAUUUCUUUUAGUUUCCUCCCUCUAGGAUUACGAGAUGGGGGUACUUAUGCUACUUAGGAAGCUCCUUCUUUGGGAAUAUGUGCCUCUUCCCAAGGAGAUUUCACAGGCUUAGUAGAUUCGGCCAGGUGUUCUGCCUUCACUUUGGCGAAGAUUUUAUUUUCGGCCUUGGAAAUGGUGCAUCUACUGAAAAACGUCUUCAAAGUGUUUGAAGUUUUAAAUUUUCUUGGUUGGGUAGUGGGUGCCUUGGUUUGCAAAAUUAAAUUCUGCUUGGUCUUGCUGGAGAAUUUUGCUUCGGACUGGUUGGGAGUGUUGUCAUGUAUUGACAGGUGGAUUACAGAUGGUUCCCAUGAGUUAGCUUCCCUCUUCCCUGUACACAUUGGAAACCCUGAAGAAGAGGGAGCUUUGGUGCUUGUACACUUCUAAGAGAGUGAUGGCAACUCAAAGAUCGGCUUUGUUAUAUUCUCUGCUGGACAAGAAACACAUUUUUCCCCAGUCUACAGUCCUCGACAUAGCUUCUGGGUUAAAGAAGAAAAGUACUGAGGAUCUUCUUGCUCAGUCCUCCAAGAGACCAAAAGAGACUCCUACUGUUAAUAUGCAGCAGUCUCUCCCUCUGAGGGCAAAGCCCUAUCAGUCCAGACAGAGAUCUUUCUCCUGCUUCAGAGGAAGUACCCACUUUGCCUCAAAGGCAAUCAAGAAAUCCUCUACUAAGGUCCCUUUUGCAAGUGAGGAGACAGUUUUCCAUGCACAAAUCAGAGCCAGAGUUCUUUCAUUUUUGGAGCAGAAGCCUGGAUAAUGAAGGUUCUGAAAAGAGGUUAUAUCAUACCCUUUGUGAAAACGCCUCCUUUAGUCAACAUGCCGGUCAUAUUGACUGCUUAUUCGUAAGGGUCAGAAAGGUUUUCGGCACUUGCAGAAAUUUUGUCUCUCUCUCUCUCUCUCUUUUUUUUUUUUUUUUUUUUUUUUUUUUUUUUUUUUUUUUUUUUUUUUUUUUCUUUUUUUUUUUUAAGGGAGCAAUAGAGUGAGUGCAAGACCUUCAUUCUCCAGGCUUCUACAACUGCCUGUUUGUGGUACCCAAGUUAUCAGGGGGCAGGCCUGUCUUGGAUGUCAGCAUUCUCAACACCUUUGUCUUGAAGACAAGAUUCAUGAUGGAAACAAACCAAUCAGUUCUGUCGUCCAUUUGCCCAGGAGAUUGGAUAUGUAUAUAGACUUACAGGAGGUGUAUUUCCAUGUACCUGUUCAUCCCAGUUCAAGGAAAUACCUCAGGUUUGUAGUCGAGGGAAGGGCAUAUCAAUUUCGUGCUCUUUCCUUUGGUCUUUCGACGGCACUGGAGGUUUUCACUAGAGUAAUGGCUCCAAUCACAAAGUGGUUACACCUACAGGGGAUAAGAAUCUCCUUGUAUUUGGACAAUUGGGUUUUCAGAGCCAAUUCAGAAAGUCUCUGCACAAAGGACCUCAAGAAGACUCUUGUUAUUACAAGAAUUAGGUAUUCUAGUGAACCGCCAGAAGUCUCAUUUAAUCCCCUCUCAGAGGAUUCAAUAUUUGGGGAUGAUAAUGGUGUCUCAGGAUUUUCGGGUUUUUCUGACACCGAAAAGGAUCGGAUCUUGUCUAAAGAAGGUACAAGAGAUUCUUUAGCUGAAAGAAUACCUAGCAACAAUUGGAUGAGUCUUCUCAAUUUUCUUUUGUUGAUGGAACAGUUCGUACACCUGGGCAGACUACACCUCAGACCACUACAGUUAUUUUUGAAAGCGAGCUGGAACAGGAACGUUCUUCCAGACUUGCUCGUGUUUCCAGUGAUGAAAGAAAUAAAAGAGGAUCUUCUUUGGUGGAACUCCAACCAAGGAGAGAAUUUCACAAAGAAAGUGUCUUUUUCCAUUGAGCCCCAACCUAAACUUCUCGGAUGCAUCAGACCUGGGAUGGGGCACUCUUUUUAAGGAGAGCAAGAUGUCAGGGAUAUGGUCCCCAGAGCUAAGGUCUUCUCACAUAAAUGUGAAAGAACUAAAGGCAGUAUAUUUUGGCCUUCAAUCCUUCUCUCAAGAAGUAAAAACAAAGACGAUUGUAGUCCACUCAGACAACAUGACUGCACUCUCUUACAUAGCGAAGCAGGGAGGGACUCGAUCGCUUUCUCUGUACGAGGUAGCAAGAUAUCUCCUCUGGCUGGAACAGAACAAUACCGGAAUAAUAACCAGGUUUAUCUAAGGGAAGGCCAGUUUAUUACCAAACGAGCUAAGCUGUCAGGAAUAAGUCCUCUCGACGGAAUAAACCUUGGAUCCACUAGUCUUCUUAGACCUGUGGAGAGUUUGGGGGAAAACUGAUGAUGGAUCUAUUUGCCACGUCUCGGAAACAUCGUCUUCCUCUGUAUUGUUUGCCAGUACCAGAUCCUCAAGCCUGAUAAUAGACACUUUUCUCUUGGACUGUUCGAAUAAAAAUCUAUAUGCCUUUCCCCCCAUUUAUAAGACAGAUGUUAAACAAGUUUUUGUCUCACCAGAAUGCAUCUCUAAUUCUAGUAGCACCUUUCUGGCCGUUGGAGGAAUGGUUCCCCGAUGUCGAUCACUUAAUGGACUUCCCGAGGCUACUUGCUCAAAAGAGGCAGCUGUUCAGACAACCACACUUCCAGAGGUUCCAUAAUGGCCUGUCUUCUUUGGCCCUAUCAGGCUUCAAACUGUCAAAAGAUUCCUUAGAAAGAAAGGUUUUUUUCUAAAGCGGCUGCAGAGACAAUCGCUAGAUGCAGAGACAAUCGCUAGAUGCAGAAGACAAUCUUCUAAUGCCAUCUACUAAAAUAAGUGGAAGAUCUUCAGAGAGUGGUGCAGGACCAUCAAGGUCUCCUCUUCUCAGACUUCUGUGACUCAAAUAGCUGACUUCUUAUUACAUGUAAGAUCAGCAAAGAACCUUUCAACAUCCACCAUUAAAGGCUAUAGAGCCAUGUUGGGGUCGGCCUUUCAUCAUACAGGAUUAAACUUGUCCUCCAAUCCAGACAUUUCAGACCUUAUUAAGUCUUUUGACACCUCCAAGGGUACAGAUUCACCACCUCCAGCACCUUUGGAAUCUAGACGUAGUUUUGAAAUGGUUGUCAGGUCCUCACUUUGAACCUAUGCAUGCUAUCUCCUUAAGAGACUUGAAUAGGAAAACCUAUUUUCUGAUAUCUUUGGUGACGGCAAAGAGGAUCAGUGAAGUGCUUGCUUGGAUAAAAGGAUAGGUUUUUCGAAGGGGAAUGCUAUCUGUUCCUAUUCCCUCGGGGUUUUUUUGGGCCAAGAACAAGUCUUACCUCAAAUCCAUGGCCUCAUUCUUUCUCUAAUAAGAGCAUGACAGGAGUACUGGGAUCCGAUGAUGUGGAAAGAUCUUUGUGUCCAGCGAGAUCUUCAAAAUACCACUUGCAUAGAACUUAGGACAUUCGUGGCAACUCUUGCAGUUUGUGAUGUACUGUCAAGAACCUGUCUAGACUUGUCUAGAAAUGCUCUUGCAUUUUUUCCAAGAGAUGUGAUCAGGGAGGCUCACUAGUCAGUUUAAGAAGAUGUGUUCCCUUUGUAUAAAAUAAAAGCUCAUGAGAUUAGAGCGGUGGCCACUUCUCUGGCUUUCAAAAGAAAUCUGCCCUUAUCAACAUUUUUAAAUUCUACAUUUUGGAAAUGUAAAUCGGUGUUUGCAUCUCAUCAUCUUAGAGAUACUGAAACAGUGUAUGAUGAUUGUAGUAAUUUGGGUUCAUUUCUUGCGGCUGGUAUGGUGUUGGGAAAGGAAGUGUAGGAAGCAACUCUUCCUUAAACUUUUUUCUCCUUGAUAUAAAGUGGUUAUGUUUUUUGAGAAGCCUGGAGGUACGAAGUGCCUGAGUACCCUCUUACUGGGUAAGUCCCAUAAUUAAACAUGACAUUUUUAUAAUAAAAUAAAGUUUAGAUUUUGCUUACCCAGUAAUUAUAUAAUUGGAGUCCACCCUCCGACCCGUGGCAUGGGUUUUGCUUUUUAAAGGAAUGAAACAAACUGAGCUCAUUGCCAAGUGGGUCCUCUCUUGACCCGAAAGUAGGCGGAGUCAGUUACCUAGCCAAAACAAAACAGAAAAGUUAGCACAAUCCGUGAAUUUCGGAAUUUAACUGCUUGGCGAGUGAAACUGUUAUCUUUAUAAUUACAGGGUAAAUAUAAUUAAAACUUUAUUUUAUCUUAAAAAUGUUAUUUUUUAUUAAAAGUAUAUAUGCAACUGUUGAA